CCUUUCUUUUUGGAGUUAGGAAUAUAUCAUAACAUAUCAACCAGCCAAGUUCUUUCCUCUCUACUCUCUCCAGCCACACAUUGAAGCUUUUGCUUCAAUGGCUGUUCCUUCAACAGAGGACCCACAACAAGCUUCUUCCUGCAAAAUGGAACAUUUUGACCCAAGUGCCCCUCCACCAUUCAAGGUGGCUGAUAUUAGAGCAGCCAUUCCAGCCCAUUGUUGGGUCAAAAACCCAUGGAGGUCACUAAGUUAUGUCCUUAGGGACAUUUUGGUCAUUUCAUUAUUGGUUGUCAUGGCUGUUUUUUUCAAAACAAGUUCAUGGGUUUGGCCUGUUUAUUGGGCUGCACAAGGAACAAUGUUUUGGGCAAUCUUUGUUCUUGGUCAUGAUUGUGGCCAUGGAAGCUUUUCUGACAAUGCUAAACUCAAUAGUAUUGUGGGCCACAUUUUGCAUUCUUCUAUUUUGGUACCGUACCAUGGGUGGAGAAUUAGUCAUAGGACUCACCAUCAAAACCAUGGUCAUGUAGAAAAUGAUGAAUCAUGGGUUCCGUUGUCAGAAAAGACUUACAAGGCAUUGGAUGCCUCUACCAAGUUGCUCAGAUUCAAAGUCCCUCUUCCCUUAUUCGUGUACCCAUUAUACUUGUGGAAAAGGAGCCCGGGGAAAUCAGGGUCACAUUUCAACCCAUAUAGUGACAUGUUCUCACCAAAUGAGAGACAUUAUAUUAUGACAUCAACUUUAUGUUGGACUCUUAUGGUGAUCAAUCUAAUCUAUUUGUCAAUUGUCAUUGGCCCAAACCUAUUGUUCAAUCUCUACGGCAUUCCUUAUUUGAUAUUCGUUAUGUGGUUGGAUGGCGUCACGUAUUUGCAUCACCAUGGGCACGAGCAAAAGCUUCCUUGGUAUCGCGGCAAGGAAUGGAGUUAUUUAAGGGGAGGGUUGACUACCGUUGACCGAGAUUAUGGAAUAUUCAACAACAUUCACCAUGAUAUUGGCACACAUGUCAUUCAUCAUCUUUUCCCACAAAUCCCUCAUUAUCAUUUGGUUGAAGCGACUAUGGCAGCAAAGUCCGUACUCGGAAAGUACUAUCGAGAGCCUAAAAAGUCUGGUCCUAUACCGGUUCAUUUGAUAGAUAACUUGGUUAGAAGCUUGAAACAAGACCAUUAUGUUAGUGACGUUGGCGACGUACUCUACUACCAAACUGAUUACCUAAUGCUUGGGAAGAAAAUCGAGUGAUUAUACCCUAGUUAUGUCAAGAUUGGUUUAUGAGAAAACUCCCUAAAGAAAAUAAAACAGAUUCCUAGCUUGUUAUAUUAGUGUUACCAUUUAUUUAUUGUUCUAAAGGGAUGAUGAAACAUUUGUAACCUAAGUAAUCAUAUAUUAAUCUUCGUUUGCUA
This is a messenger RNA of Erigeron canadensis, 1389 nucleotides long. RefSeq names its product acyl-lipid omega-3 desaturase (cytochrome b5), endoplasmic reticulum. The transcript is spliced from 8 exons. Bases 98 to 1228 code for a protein of 376 amino acids. NCBI's taxonomy places the organism in Eukaryota, Viridiplantae, Streptophyta, Magnoliopsida, Asterales, Asteraceae. Gene Ontology annotation, biological process: lipid metabolic process. The record is from RefSeq and is a predicted model, not a curated record. Gene Ontology annotation, molecular function: oxidoreductase activity, acting on paired donors, with oxidation of a pair of donors resulting in the reduction of molecular oxygen to two molecules of water.